AAAAUAUUAUAGGUUAGUUGCGGUAACUAAACAAGUUUUACAAGUUGACUGUUGACAUUGCAAGAAAAUGAAAAUGUUAUUAAAUUAAUAUCAACAAAGUUACGAAUAUAGUACUGGUUAUACUUUAAGUGAACAUUUUAUAAAAUAACUGUAGACAAAAAAUGCCUCCUACGAUCCAAACAGGAUCCACUCCACCCUCGUCCACUGCGCCACCAGUGUCAACAAAACCCGUGGAAAAAAGGUCAGAUUUGUUAUGCAAAGUGAAAUAUUGUAAUACAUUACCGGACAUUCCUUUUGAUUUGAAGUUCCUUGCAUAUCCCUUCGAUGCAACAAGGUUUAUACAGUAUAACCCAACUUCGUUGGAAAGAAAUUAUCGAUAUGAGGUAUUAACGGAACAUGAUAUGGGAGUUGGAAUCGAUCUUAUCAACAAAGAUAUAUAUGCUAUUGAACCAGGAGCAGUGUUAGAUCCUGCUGAUGAAAAAUUACUGGAGGAAGAUAUUCUCACUCCCCAAGAUUCUAAAAGAUCACGUCAUCAUGCCCGUUCAGUGUCUUGGUUGCGUCGUACAGAAUAUAUUUCUACCGAACAAACUAGAUUUCAGCCUCAAACUAUGGAUAAGGUGGAAGCCAAAGUAGGAUACAGUAUUAAGAAGAAUCUGAAAAAUGAAACGUUAUACAUGGACCGAGACUCUCAAAUUAAAGCUAUUGAAAAAACAUUCGAUGAUUCUAAAGAGAAGGUUGAAAAGCACUAUAGUAAACCAGGAGUUACUGCUGUUGAAGUUUUACCGGUUUUCCCAGAUUUUGUAUUAUGGAAGUAUCCUUGUGCUCAAGUUAUCUUUGAUUCAGAUCCUGCACCAAUUGGUAAACAGGUUCCUGCACAGAUAGAGGAAAUGUCGCAAGCUAUGAUACGAGGUGUGAUGGAUGAAAGUGGUGAGCAGUUUGUUGCUUAUUUCUUGCCUACAGAUGAAACUCUAUCUAAAAGGAGGGAAGAUUUUGCCAAUCAAAUACAAUAUCAAGAUGAUGAGGAAUAUGAAUAUAAAAUGGCAAGGGAAUACAACUGGAAUGUUAAGAGUAAAGCUAGUAAAGGUUACGAAGAAAAUUACUUUUUGGUGAUAAGACAAGAGGGUGUAUAUUAUAAUGAACUUGAAACAAGAGUAAGAUUGAAUAAGAGAAGACAAAAAGUUGGUCAACCCCAAAGUAAUACAAGGUUGGUGGUUAAACAUAGACCUAUGGAUGCUAAUGAAUUCAGAAUGCAGAGAUACAGAGAAAAGCAGUUAGAACCACAUGGUGAUGAUGAAGAGGAAGAAGUUGAAGAAACUCAAAAUAACAUACAAAAAGAUAAACCUAAGGAAGAUAAUGAUGAAACUAUUGAAAAUGUAGAAAAUAAUGGAAAAGAAGCAGAGGAGCAAAAUUCAAGAGCAUCCUCAAGGUCGUCUCGAAGAUCGAGAUCUCGUUCCAAAUCUCGAUCUCCUUCUGGCUCUCCAGCAAAGUCGCGUUCAAAAUCGCGAUCAAAAUCUCCUUCUCGUUCAAGAUCAAGGUCAAAGUCAGCUUCAGGUUCCGAGUCUGGAUCAGAAUCGAGAUCUUCUAGAUCACAUUCAAGAUCUAAAUCCAAGUCACCAUCAAAAUCAAGGUCUGUUUCCAGAUCAAAAUCGAGAAGCAAAUCAAAAUCAAGAAGUAGAUCAAAAUCGAGAAGCAAAUCGAAAUCAAGAAGUAGGUCAAAAUCAAGAAGCAGGUCAAAGUCAAGAAGCAGAUCGAAAUCUGGAUCACGAUCAAGUUCAAGGUCAAGGUCUGCAGGAGGUUCAGAUUCUGAUAGUGAUAAGAGUGGAAAAUCUGAUAGUGAGUAGAAACAUUGAGGCUCACCAUAAAUUCAUUCAUUACUUUUAGUUUCAAUAUUUGUGAAUAAUUUCAUGUUAGAAUGAACAUCUUAUUUUAUUUGUUAAUCCAUUCUAUGUUGCAGUCUUCAAUAAAUCAUGAAAUAAGAA
This is a messenger RNA of Harmonia axyridis, 1979 nucleotides long. RefSeq names its product RNA polymerase II-associated factor 1 homolog (gene atms). The record is from RefSeq and is a predicted model, not a curated record. Lineage: Eukaryota; Metazoa; Arthropoda; Insecta; Coleoptera; Coccinellidae. Gene Ontology annotation, molecular function: RNA polymerase II complex binding; chromatin binding. Gene Ontology annotation, cellular component: Cdc73/Paf1 complex. Gene Ontology annotation, biological process: transcription elongation by RNA polymerase II. The transcript has 8 exons. Bases 162 to 1841 code for a protein of 559 amino acids.